Mirounga angustirostris (Northern elephant seal) is the source of this 1512-nucleotide messenger RNA. RefSeq names its product phosphorylase kinase catalytic subunit gamma 2 (gene PHKG2). Gene Ontology annotation, cellular component: phosphorylase kinase complex. Gene Ontology annotation, biological process: glycogen biosynthetic process; protein phosphorylation. Bases 19 to 1239 code for a protein of 406 amino acids. NCBI's taxonomy places the organism in Eukaryota, Metazoa, Chordata, Mammalia, Carnivora, Phocidae. The record is from RefSeq and is a predicted model, not a curated record. Gene Ontology annotation, molecular function: ATP binding; calmodulin binding; phosphorylase kinase activity. The transcript is spliced from 9 exons.
GCCCCCACCACCUUCAGAAUGACGCUGGACGUGGGGCCGGAGGAUGAGCUGCCCGACUGGGCCGCGGCCAAGGAGUUUUACCAGAAGUACGACCCUAAGGACGUCAUUGGCAGAGGAGUGAGCUCCGUGGUACGCCGUUGUGUUCAUCGAGCUACUGGCCAUGAGUUUGCGGUGAAGAUCAUGGAGGUGACAGCUGAGCGACUGAGUCCUGAACAGCUAGAGGAGGUGCGAGAAGCCACGCGGCGAGAGACGCACAUCCUUCGCCAGGUCGCCGGCCACCCCCACAUCAUCACUCUCAUCGAUUCCUACGAGUCUUCUAGCUUCAUGUUCCUGGUGUUUGACCUGAUGCGGAAGGGAGAGCUGUUUGACUAUCUCACAGAGAAGGUGGCCCUCUCAGAAAAGGAAACCAGGUCCAUCAUGAGGUCUCUGCUGGAAGCAGUGAGCUUUCUCCAUGCCAACAACAUUGUUCACCGAGACCUGAAGCCCGAGAAUAUUCUCCUAGAUGACAAUAUGCAGAUCCGACUUUCAGACUUUGGGUUCUCCUGCCACUUGGAACCUGGCGAGAAGCUUCGAGAGUUGUGUGGGACCCCAGGGUACCUAGCACCAGAGAUCCUUAAAUGCUCCAUGGAUGAAACCCACCCCGGCUACGGCAAGGAGGUCGACCUCUGGGCCUGUGGGGUGAUUUUGUUUACACUCCUGGCUGGCUCACCACCAUUCUGGCACCGACGCCAGAUCCUGAUGUUACGCAUGAUCAUGGAGGGCCAGUACCAGUUUAGUUCGCCCGAGUGGGAUGACCGUUCCAACACCGUCAAAGACCUGAUCUCAAAGCUGCUCCAGGUGGAUCCUGAGGAGCGCCUGACAGCUGAGCAAGCCCUCCAGCACCCCUUCUUUGAGCGCUGUGAAGGCAGCCAACCCUGGAACCUCACCCCCCGCCAGCGGUUCCGGGUGGCAGUGUGGACCGUGCUUGCUGCUGGACGAGUGGCCUUAAGCACCCAGCGUGUCCGGCCACUGACCAAGAGCGCACUGCUGAGGGACCCUUACGCGCUGCGGCCAGUGCGGCGCCUCAUCGACAGCUGCGCCUUCCGGCUCUAUGGGCACUGGGUGAAGAAAGGUGAGCAACAGAACCGAGCCGCCCUCUUCCAGCACCAGCCCCCUGGGCCUUUUCCCAUCCUGGGCCCUGAAGAGGAGGGGGAACCAGCUGCUAUCACCGAGGAGGACGCCAUGCUGGCACUGGGCUAGCACUUCGGCCCUGGGGAACCCCACAGUGCAGGACUCUCCAGGAGGAGGAUUUUUAUCAUUCCAGCCCUUCUGGGCUUUGGCCUCAGGCCCCCCCAGCCUGGCCAGGCCCACCACUGCUCAUACUACCAUAACGACCAGCCGUGUACACCUGUCCCCACCAGCCAAGACUUUGGGAUCAGAGCUGAGGGGGAAGGCAGCCACGCGCAACAGCAUGCCUGGCCUUGUCAAUGCUGCCUCUGCUGCAUUUGCAAUAAAAUCUGCACUCCGGAGGGA